GUAAUAAAAUCAGUUAAAAAUUCAAAAGAUCUUUAAAAAUAUUAAUUAAGAAUAAUUAGGGCUAUAGCAAACACUCCUAUUAUUAAAUUAUUGCAAAUAUUUAUUUUUAUAGCUAAAGAAAGUCAAACAAAAUUUAGGACAUUUUACUAGGUAGGGACUAAAUAAAUGUAGAAUAGUAUAACUGCUAAUCGGGCUAGAAUCAGUAUUUACAACUUUCAAAAUGAGGUUAAUGCUCUUUUACAAUAGCAAGAAAUGCUAGAAGAAGAAAACAAUUAGCUAAAGCAACGAUUAAAAACUAAAAAUGAAGAAUUACUAUUAAAAAUUACAAACAGUUUGCCUAAAAGCUUUACUGAUAACUUCUUAACGGGCUUAAAAAAAUAAUCUCUACAUUUAGAUAUGGUUGGAGAUAUAGCCAUGAGUAGUAUUUUAAAUGAUUAAUUUGAAACUACAUGCUCAAAGCAAGCAUAAUCGGAUAUUUUAUACUUGAGAUCUAUCAUUCAGAUUUAAAAAGAAAAAUUAAAAACAGCAGAAGCUAAAAUAAUAGAAUUAAAUGAUUUUGUUCGUUAGCAAGAUAGUUUGCUUACAUAAACGAAAGAACUACUAAAAUCAAAAUGUGCUAAAAUUUAAUUACUUGAAGAAUAGCUAUAGGAAGAAUAAAACCAUUUGGUUUGUCUUCCUCUUUAAUAACAAGAAAUUAAAUAACAGUAGUAUUAAUUUAAGAAGUUUAUGGAGACUGAAGAAGAAGAAUUUGAUUUUGCUCUACAAAUCGAAGAAUCAAGAAGAAGUUUAUUAGAAAGAGGGUUUCAAGGCGAUUUGUGCACUCUGUCUCCAAGCGAUAUUAAUGAAACAAAAAAGGAAAAUAGCAACUACAUGUAUCGCUUAUAAAAUUAAAACAAUAUUUUGUAUAAUAAAGACUCUGUAAAUUUGUCAAGCAGACUAAGUGCAGAGAGAAUUCCAAGUUAAAGAAUCCUUUAAAAUAAUAAAAAAAUUCUAAAUUAGAUAAGUUAAUAAUAAUCAGCUUGUAAUUCUAGCAGAUUUAAAAGCGAUGUGAAUAAUGAUAUAAGAAAAUCUUAUGAUAGGAAUACAGGUCCCACUAAUAUUAACGUCUAUUAAGUUUCGCCAUUUAAUUAUAACCAGGUUACAAAAACUGAAACAACUCCUCAUAAAAGGCAAAAUUCAAUAUCAAAUGGGCGAAGGAGAUCUAGAGCAGAGAGGUUAUAAAAGAGCACAAGUUCGAUGAUAAUUUAUACUUCAAAUGAGUAUAACACAUUUAACCCAUUAAACUGA
Tetrahymena thermophila SB210 is the source of this 1287-nucleotide messenger RNA. RefSeq lists its product as hypothetical. NCBI's taxonomy places the organism in Eukaryota, Ciliophora, Oligohymenophorea, Hymenostomatida, Tetrahymenidae. The record is from RefSeq and is a predicted model, not a curated record. The transcript has a single exon.